AUGAGAGUAAAUACUAAGGAGAAGCCAUUUACCUGUGAGAUUGGCAGGAAGAACUUCUCUGUGAAAGGUACUCUAGUAAAUCAUAUGAGAGUACGUACAAAGAAGAAGCCAUUCAGCUGUGAGAUUUGCAGCAAGACCUUCUCUAAGAAAAGUUCUCUAGCAAGGCACAUGAGAAAAAAGCUGUUCAGCUGUGAGAUUUGCAGCAAGACCUUCUCUGUGAAAGGUUCUCUGCCAUACAGCUGUGACAUUUGCUAUAAGAGCUUCUCAGAGAAAAGUAAUCUAGUGAUACAUAAGAGAGUUCAUACAAAGGGAAUGUCAUAUGGAUGUGAUAUUUUUGAAAUAAGGAAACAUUUUGGGGACAUUCACAAAUAG
Messenger RNA from Penaeus monodon (black tiger shrimp), 372 nucleotides. Its product is annotated as zinc finger protein 1-like. The record is from RefSeq and is a predicted model, not a curated record. The coding region runs from base 1 to 372 and encodes 123 amino acids. NCBI's taxonomy places the organism in Eukaryota, Metazoa, Arthropoda, Malacostraca, Decapoda, Penaeidae. Gene Ontology annotation, biological process: regulation of transcription by RNA polymerase II. The transcript is spliced from 4 exons. Gene Ontology annotation, molecular function: DNA-binding transcription factor activity; RNA polymerase II cis-regulatory region sequence-specific DNA binding.